Messenger RNA from Marmota monax (woodchuck), 699 nucleotides. RefSeq names its product olfactory receptor 2J3-like. Gene Ontology annotation, molecular function: olfactory receptor activity. The transcript has a single exon. Gene Ontology annotation, biological process: G protein-coupled receptor signaling pathway. The record is from RefSeq and is a predicted model, not a curated record. Gene Ontology annotation, cellular component: membrane. NCBI's taxonomy places the organism in Eukaryota, Metazoa, Chordata, Mammalia, Rodentia, Sciuridae. Bases 1 to 699 code for a protein of 232 amino acids.
AUGACACUGAUAGGUAAUUUGUUCAUCGUCAUACUGUCAUACCUGGAUUCCCGUCUCCACACUCCCAUGUACUUCUUCCUCUCAAACAUCUCUUUUCUGGAUCUCUGCUACACCACCAGCUCCAUCCCCCAAUUGCUGGUUAACCUCCUGCUGGUGGUGAUGUCCUAUGACCAUUACGCACCUGUGUGUAAACCCCUGCAUUAUGCUGUCCUCAUGCACCCUCGACUCUGCCAAUCCUUAGCUGUGGCUUCCUCGGUAAGUGGCUUUAUUAACUCAGUACUCCAUUCCCUCAUUACCUUCUGGGUACCCCUGUGUGGACAUCACCAAGUGGAUCACUUCUUCUGUGAAGUUCCAGCACUCCUGAAACUGUCAUGUGUUGAUACUCAUGCUAAUGAGCUGACUCUCAUGUUCACAAGCUCUAUUUUUGUUCUCACACCUCUUGUCCUCAUUCUAACAUCCUAUGGUGCCAUUGCUCAGGCUGUUCUGAGGAUGCAGUCAAAUACUGGACGUCAGAAAAUCUUUGGGACGUGUGGAGCCCAUCUUAUGGUUGUUUUCCUCUUUUUCAUUCCAGUUUUCUGCAUUUAUCUUCAACCACCAACAGAAAAUUCUCAAGAUCAAGGGAAGUUUAUUUCCCUGUUUUUACUGUUGUCACACCUAGCCUCAACCCUCUCAUCUAUACCCUCAGAAACAAAGACAUAA